AUGGAGCUGAAGGGCUUCAGACAUAAGACCCUUGGGUCUCUAUUUGGGCCUUUCUAUCCCGUAUUUCAGUAUUUGUCUCAGUCUGCAGACAAAAUUCGUUGUGUUCUAGAGCAGGUUUUAGCCUGCUCUGAGGAGAAAGCUUGGGCCCUCUUUAAAGGGAAGUUCAGGGAAGGUAUUGACAAACCAGACCCUCCAACCUGGAAGACAAGGUUGCGUUGUGCUCUCAACAAGAGCAAUGACUUUGAAGAGUUAGUUGACAGAAGCCAGUUGGAUAUCUCAGAUCCAUAUAAAGUUUACAGAAUUGUUCCUGAAGGGGCCAAAAAAGGAGCUAAACAACUGGGCUUGGAGGAUUCCCAGAUAAUUAUGAACCACCCUUUCCCAAUGCCUCCUCACUACACAUCACUACAAACUCAGGUUCCAAACUAUAUGAUGCCCCAUGACCGUAAUUGGAGAGAUUUUGUUCCGGAGCAGCCUCACCCAGAAAUACCCUAUCAAUGUGCAACUGUCCCUUUUGGACCUCGAAGUCACCAUUGGCAGGGCCCUGCUUGUGAGAAUGGUUGCCAGGUGACAGGCACCUUUUAUGCUUGUGCGCCACCUGAGUCACAGGCUCCUGGAAUACCCAUAGAGCCAAGCAUAAGAUCUGCUGAAGCCCUGGCCCUCUCAGAUUGCCGGCUCCAUAUCUGUUUAUAUUAUCGUGAAAUACUGGUGAAGGAGAUAACCACUGCAAGCCCUGAAGGCUGUAGGAUAUCUCAUGGCCAGAGUUAUGAUGCCAGUACCCUGGAUCAGGUUCUCUUCCCCUAUCCAGAGGAUAAUGUCCAGAGGAAAAACAUCGAAAAAUUGCUGAGCCAUUUGGAAAGGGGAGUCAUUCUCUGGAUGGCACCGGAUGGCCUGUAUGCUAAAAGACUUUGCCAAAGCAGGAUCUACUGGGAUGGACCCUUGGCAGUAUGCAGUGACCGUCCUAAUAAGUUGGAAAGGGACCAGACCUGCAAACUUUUUGACACACAACAAUUCCUAUCAGAGUUGCAAGUGUUUGCCCAUCAUGGUCGCCCUCCACCAAGAUUCCAAGUAGCUCUGUGCUUUGGAGAAGAAUUUCCAGACCCCCAGAGGCAAAGGAAGCUUAUCACAGCUCAUGUUGAACCAUUACUAGCCAAACAGCUCUAUUUCUUUGCUCAGCAAAAUAGUGGACAUUUUCUGAGGGGCUUUGAUUUACAAGAACAUAUUACCGGGCCAGAGGAUUAUCAUCGACCAAUUCGACAUUCCUCCAUCCAAGAAUGA
This is a messenger RNA of Gracilinanus agilis (Agile Gracile Mouse Opossum), 1275 nucleotides long. RefSeq names its product interferon regulatory factor 4 (gene IRF4). The record is from RefSeq and is a predicted model, not a curated record. Gene Ontology annotation, molecular function: DNA-binding transcription factor activity, RNA polymerase II-specific; RNA polymerase II cis-regulatory region sequence-specific DNA binding; protein binding. Lineage: Eukaryota; Metazoa; Chordata; Mammalia; Didelphimorphia; Didelphidae. Gene Ontology annotation, cellular component: nucleus. The coding region runs from base 1 to 1275 and encodes 424 amino acids. Gene Ontology annotation, biological process: regulation of transcription by RNA polymerase II; immune system process. The transcript is spliced from 8 exons.